Pyricularia grisea is the source of this 984-nucleotide messenger RNA. RefSeq lists its product as uncharacterized. Gene Ontology annotation, biological process: carbohydrate metabolic process. Bases 1 to 984 code for a protein of 327 amino acids. NCBI's taxonomy places the organism in Eukaryota, Fungi, Ascomycota, Sordariomycetes, Magnaporthales, Pyriculariaceae. The transcript has a single exon. The record is from RefSeq and is a predicted model, not a curated record. Gene Ontology annotation, molecular function: hydrolase activity, hydrolyzing O-glycosyl compounds.
AUGCGCACUACACAAACUCUCUCCUUUUUCGCCCUCCUCAUUGGGAGCGGCCUUGCCACCCCGGUCCCGGCAUCCGAUGUUACUCUUGCAACCUCGACCAAUUCUUCCACGAAUGCAGCUGCGACAGCCGGCACCGUCCCAAUCCCCCAGGGCUUCACCAAGACGGUAUUCGAGGACAACUUCGCCAAGCAAAAGGCGGGAGCGCAACCGGACGCGUCAAAGUGGUUGAUCGACGUCGGUACCCAGUACGCCGGCGGCGCGGCCAACUGGGGAACCCAGGAGAUCCAAACCUACACCAGCAGCACGACCAACCUGGCCAUCAGCAAUGACGGCGCGCUCAAGAUCACGCCGAUCCGCACUGGAAACGCAUGGACCUCGUCGCGUAUCGAGACAAAGGCCGGCAGUGACGUGCAGUGCCCUGUCGGCGGCAAGCUCCGCGUCGAGGCGAGCCUCAAGAUCCCCGCUACCGACCCGGCCACUCAGCUUGGAAUCUGGCCUGCCUUCUGGAUGCUCGGCUCGGGCUUCCGCACCGACCGCAACUCUUGGCCCAAGGUUGGCGAGAUCGACAUCCUCGAGGUCUCCAACGGUGUCAGCACCGUCUUCCACACCGCGCACUGCGGCAUCAUCAACGGCGGCCCUUGCAACGAGAAGACUGGCCUGGGAGGUAACGCCACGUUCCCUCGCGGCAAGUUCGUAAAGGUCGCCGUCACCAUCGACCGCACCAACAAGGGCGGCAAUUUCCAACAGGAGAAGCUCGAGUGGUCCGUCGAUGGCCAGGUGACCCACAGCCUGACCGGCGCCGAGGUCAAGGACUCUGAUGCGUGGGAGAACCUCGCUCGCACACCAAAAAUGAUCCUGCUCAACAUCGCCAUCGGUGGCGAGUUCCCAGAUGCAAAGGCCAAAGUCACGACCCCUACUGCCCAGACGGUCGGCGGCGACCCCAGCUCCAUGGAGGUCCAGUACGUUGCUGCCUGGACCACUUGA